AAUACGCCGCGCGUCUCCUCACGUCAAUCAAAGCGACUCAUCUUUGCCAGUGAGUAAAAUGGCGUCUUACUGCCUGACCGUCAGCCGGCUUCAGCAUGCCCUGGGGCGCGGGGCGCGGCGUCUGCACCUCACCGCGGCGUGCGGCGCUCGGGCGAAGGUGGCGGUGAGUCGUUUCGAGGCGAACCACUUCGUCAACUACGAGAGCAUGCAGAAGAACAUCGAUAUCGUCCGUAGGAGGCUGGCCCGCCCCCUCACCCUCUCUGAGAAGAUUGUGUACUCUCACCUGGCAGAGCCCGAGUCUCAGGAUAUCUCCCGCGGACGCUCCUACCUGCGCCUGCACCCGGACCGCGUGGCCAUGCAGGAUGCCACGGCCCAGAUGGCCAUGCUGCAGUUCAUCAGCAGCGGCCUGGCGCGCGUGGCCGUGCCCUCCACCAUCCACUGCGACCACCUGAUCGAGGCGCUGUCCGGCGGAACCCAGGACCUGGAGCGGGCCAAGGACGUGAACCAAGAAGUGUACAACUUCCUGUCCACGGCUGCUGCAAAGUACGGAGUGGGAUUCUGGAAGCCGGGAUCAGGAAUCAUUCACCAGAUCAUCCUGGAGAAUUACGCCUACCCUGGUGUGCUGCUGAUUGGCACAGACUCGCACACCCCCAACGGGGGGGGCCUGGGGGGGGUGUGUAUUGGGGUGGGGGGCGCGGACGCAGUCGACGUGAUGGCUGGCAUCCCCUGGGAGCUCAAGUGUCCCAACGUGAUUGGGGUGAAGCUCACUGGCUCCCUCUCUGGCUGGACCUCCCCCAAGGAUGUGAUCCUCAAGGUGGCCGGAAUCCUGACUGUGAAAGGGGGAACCGGCGCCAUCGUGGAGUACCACGGACCGGGCGUUGACUCCAUCUCCUGCACAGGGAUGGCUACAAUCUGUAACAUGGGAGCUGAGAUCGGAGCCACGACCUCUCUCUUCCCAUAUAAUCACCGCAUGAAAACCUACCUGGAAAAGACUGGGAGAGGAGAGAUCGCUGCGCUGGCUGAUGAUUUCAAAGAUCUUCUGGUCCCCGAUCAGGGCUGUGAAUACGACCAGGUCAUCGAGAUCAAUCUGGACACGCUGAAACCUCACAUUAAUGGCCCCUUCACCCCGGACCUCGCUCACCCUGUCUCCGAGAUCGGGAGAGUGGCGAAGGAGUCAGGCUGGCCUCUGGAAGUCAAAGUGGGGUUGAUUGGCAGCUGCACCAACUCCAGUUACGAGGACAUGGGCCGCGCGGCUUCCCUGGCGAAACAGGCCCUGGACAAGGGGAUGAAAUGCAAGUCCCAGUUCACUGUGACUCCCGGAUCGGAGCAGAUCCGAGCCACCAUCGAGAGAGACGGCUACACGAAGAUCCUGACCGAUGUUGGCGGGCUGGUUCUGGCGAAUGCCUGCGGACCCUGCAUUGGACAGUGGGACAGACGAGACGUCAAGAAGGGAGAGAAGAACACGAUCGUCACGUCUUACAACCGAAACUUCACGGGGAGGAACGACGCCAACCCCGCCACCCACGCCUUCGUCACCUCCCCCGAGAUCGUCACCGCCAUGGCGAUCGCGGGCCGGUUGGAUUUUGAUCCGGAGACUGACUUCCUGACCGCUCCGAGCGGAGAGAAGUUCAAGCUGCAGCCACCCAGCGGAGAUGAGCUGCCGUCCCGGGACUUCGACCCCGGCCAGGACACCUACCAGCACCCCCCGGCCAAGGGGGGCUCCCAGCCAGUCGCCGUGAGCCCCCAGAGCCAGCGGCUGCAGCUCCUCGAGCCCUUCGACCGCUGGAGUGGGGAGGAGCUGGAGGACUUGCAGGUUCUCAUUAAGGUGAAGGGGAAGUGCACCACCGACCACAUCUCCGCGGCCGGACCCUGGCUCAAGUUCCGAGGACACCUGGACAACAUCUCCAACAACCUGCUGAUCGGAGCGGUGAACAUUGAGAACAACAAAGUGAACCAGGUGAAGAACCAGCUGACCGGAGAGUACAGCGGAGUGCCGGACACCGCGAGGUACUACAAGAAACAAGGUGUGCAGUGGCUGGUGGUCGGGGAUGAGAACUACGGCGAGGGUUCGAGUCGAGAGCACGCCGCCCUGGAGCCCCGACACCUGGGGGGGAGGGUCAUCCUGACCAAGAGCUUCGCCAGGAUCCACGAGACUAAUCUGAAGAAGCAAGGCAUGCUUCCUCUAACGUUUUCCGACCCCAGCGAUUACGACAAGAUCCGACCGGACGACAAGGUCUCCAUUCACGGGCUGAAGGAGUUCCUCCCAGGAAAGCCUCUCAAAGGCAUCGUCAAGCACGGGGAUGGCACUCAGGACACCAUCUCUCUCAACCACACGUUCAACGAGACUCAGAUCGAGUGGUUCAAGGCGGGCAGCGCCCUCAACAGGAUGAAGGAGCUUCAGUAGAAGCAGUCAAGAGCGCUGGACCUGGGAGGGGGUGGGGCCAGGAAGCCUAAUCCAGCCUGCUAAUAUUAAACAGAGUUUAUUAACCCUUUUCAAUAUUGGCAGGCAAGUAUAUUUAUCUAUUUCCAACUGAUUUUAGUGUCUUAUUGCAAGGCUGGGAAUCAGACUCCCGCUGCACAGCGGUGUGAUCCAGUCCUGCUUUCACUAGGAGUUUAAUAAUCAGACUCC
Molecule: messenger RNA, 2629 nt
Organism: Polyodon spathula (Mississippi paddlefish)
Lineage: Eukaryota; Metazoa; Chordata; Actinopteri; Acipenseriformes; Polyodontidae
Gene: aco2
Product: aconitase 2, mitochondrial
Exons: 17
Coding region: 59-2404 (781 amino acids)
Biological process (GO): tricarboxylic acid cycle
Cellular component (GO): cytosol; mitochondrion
Molecular function (GO): 4 iron, 4 sulfur cluster binding; aconitate hydratase activity
Source: RefSeq, a predicted model, not a curated record